Messenger RNA from Agrilus planipennis (emerald ash borer), 899 nucleotides. Its product is annotated as THAP domain-containing protein 1-like. Gene Ontology annotation, molecular function: sequence-specific DNA binding. Bases 225 to 896 code for a protein of 223 amino acids. Lineage: Eukaryota; Metazoa; Arthropoda; Insecta; Coleoptera; Buprestidae. The transcript has 4 exons. The record is from RefSeq and is a predicted model, not a curated record.
ACUUCUAUUUAUUUAAUAAAGAAUUAAUGCUUAAAUACAGAAUAGUUUGCGUUUGAUCAUACAAAAUACUGCUAGUAAUCGUAUGUAUUUGAUUACUAAAUAACGAAUAAAAAGUAUCCGAUUGUCUGAAACUUCGCUCCAUCUCCUUUGUUGUACCACAAUUCUGAUCGCUAAGGCAUGUCCAUCAUUUGUAAAUUAAAUUUAUUUUUUAAAUAAUUAAAAAAAUGGUUCAGUACUGUUUCAUCUGCAAAUGGAAAGCUAAUAAAGAACCUCGAAGAUCAUUUCACAAAUUUCCUUCUGGAGAAUCGGACAAAAAAAAAUGGCUAAAUAUUAUCGGAAAAGACGAUGUAAAUGUGGGUAAGCGGGCAUCAGUAUGUUCGAUUCAUUUCAAAAAGUCUUGUUUUCGUUAUGGAUUAGUCAACAACAGAGAAAUGCUGAAACCCAAAAGUGUUCCAUCGUUAUAUUUGGUCAAAACAACAGAUAUUUCAGAAAUAGUAAAAGAUGACCUACCUUGCACUGAAUCGUCUUUACAAGAUUGUAUUGAUGUAGAUUAUAAUGAUGUUGCAGCAAAUACUCGUUUAAAUGAAAAUGUAUCAGUGAUUCCAGAAAGAGACACAUCAACAUCAUUUAUAGAUAAAAAAGAAGUCUCAGAUGAUAUCACGUGUACCGUCGAUGUAGCUGCUUAUAGAAAAAUAAAAAAUCAAUUAAUGCAAGAAAAAAGAAAAAAUUUUAAUUUAAAACGAAUGGUUUCCCGAAUGAGACAACGAAAGGACUUAUUAAAAAAACAAAAUAUCGCUUUAAGGAAGAAAAGUGAAGAUAAGUGUAUUGAAAAUAAACUAUUACAUGUAAGUAUUGCAAUCGCAGGAAAAUUGAAAUCCAGAAAAUCCAAAAAAUAAAGC